UUUCCCUCUCUGAUUGCCGAGUUAACAUUGUCAAACAAUUGCGGCCUUCUAACACAGAAAAGUAACAUAAUAAACAUUUCGCGCCUGAAGACCGCUAUCUCCCAAGGUCAAAGGCUUUGGCAAGCCCAAGCUCUACUCUCAACACCUAUUUGGACGCAAAAGUCUUCUACGUUGCUGUUCUGUUGCGGACUAGCGAUAAACAUAACGCGCCACAAAUACCUUCGGGUAUUAGGACCGGUUCCAGACGUUUGUUACUUCUCUGGCAGUCGGGUAGGGCACCCGCUUGAGAGGCAAGGCAACACGUCUUCCAGUUCGGAGAUGGAAUACUCUCCCAACUCGCCGUCAGCACCACAAGGCUCAGGUUUGCAAGCCGCAAGAAAAGCCCAAGUCCAACAACAGCCUUCAGCAAUGGACGUGAACACAGGUCCAGAUCCGAGGAGGGAGAUGCAGGAGGUUGUGAAAAUACUCAACAAGAUCAGACGAAACCUGAUGAAUGUGAAGCGGACGUGGGGAAUGGAAAGUCAGCAGUACAGAGAUGCCCUGGAAGUCAUGCAAGAUUUUCUGCGCGAGAAGGACGGCGUUUAUGAGCGGAUGGACCGGAUGCUCGAAGACAAGAGGAGGAUGAGACAGGACGGUUUUGGCAAUUCGGGAAUGGAGGUCGACUCUGGAAGGACUACGACUGAAAGGACAAUUGAACAGUUCCUAGCGGACUUGCAGAUCAGGUGAUUACCGCCUAGAUUGGCCCCAGACGGUCGCUGAUUCAAUCAAAAUGCUGUGCCACUUUGACCCUUUACCUUACGGUAUCAGUGCAGGUUUCUUGACGAUCGCCUCCGGAGAUGACGCUGCAGCUGCAAUGCUGUACAAAGAUGAGGUUAAUGCUGUUUGAGUUCACUCUGUCUCAUCUCCACGGCGACGAGCAUAGGUACAGCAUACGAGCACGAGUUCCAACUUCGACAUGAUGUUGGGGAGGACGCACGGCGGCGGGUACAGAAGUAGCUUUUUUGGGUCAUAGCAUGAUUC
Messenger RNA from Exophiala xenobiotica, 1020 nucleotides. RefSeq lists its product as uncharacterized. The coding region runs from base 319 to 726 and encodes 135 amino acids. The record is from RefSeq and is a predicted model, not a curated record. The transcript has a single exon. NCBI's taxonomy places the organism in Eukaryota, Fungi, Ascomycota, Eurotiomycetes, Chaetothyriales, Herpotrichiellaceae.